AUGGCUUCGAAGCCUGGGGAUGAGGUCAAGGCCGCAUAUCUGACCUUCUCCAACAACGCGGCUCUCCACGUCCUUCUUCCACGCUCUCACGAAGUUGACGCGUCGGCCAUCCUGCGCGAUGCUUCCCUCGAUGAUCUCCAGCGACUGCCGUCAAGACGGAACCUCUUCUUUGACGAGAGAGCCCAUCUUCUCGUCAUCCUCAAGGCCGAAAUCCUCCAAGGAGACCUUCAAUCUCUCCUCUCGAGUCUGGAACUGACAUUAGCCGCCCAUGCCACAGACGCUGUUCCUCAAGGCAAUGGAAAUGCCGCUUCUGCCUCUGGAAAGCAUGACUUGACCUGGAAGACCGUCCCCUUCUCCGAGGCUGUGGAUGUGGUAUCUGGCGGCGAACACACGUUCGUCAUCUGGAAGCCAGAGCUCGACCUCCCUCGGCCACGCGCGAGACUGCAACGGCCGGCCGUCUAUUUCACCGUCCAUCUCUCCCUGAGCUCUGACAUCUUGACUUCGUCGAAGAACGAUCGCUUGCUCUAUCUCGACAGUCUGGAACCACUGCCUGCAAAUGUCCUGGAGGCUCUGCAGUUCACGCCUUCUUUAACCGGCACGACGGUAUAUCUUCCGGAGAACAGACUCACCAAAGUUGCCCCAACCACCACAAGAGGCCAGGAUGAUGUCAAACCAAUCAGGGGCGCCUCGAAGCGUGCAUUCCCCAUUGUGCCUGCAUUGUUCACGCGGAUUCGAUAUUCUGGUCUGGCAGAUUCUGCCGUUGCUAGCCUGCACCUUGAGACCUCGCAAGUUAUUACGGGUUCCCUCUUGAUCAAAGAGGUCAAGCUUAGCAGCCCGGAGGCUCGAGUGGAAAGUCUCAACCCACAGGCAUGGCCCAUGCAGUCCUUCGCCGGCGACGAAACCGUUCUGCUCUUCAAACUCGUCAAAUCAACGCUGGCUGCCAAAGACACCCCUUCAUCCAUCACCGUUCGCAUCAACGCUACAGUCACACAGGACGAGAGUCAGACCGAUAUAACAGUCAACUGGCAAACCACAGUCGAUCUAUCCCAACCCACCCCGAAACCCACCUACACAUGGUCGCGUCCGCUAAGCGCAUCCACAAUCAGACCUCCCGCGCGUCCAUCAUUCCAGGGCGACUCCAAAGCCGGGCCCCUCGACAUGCCACAAGCCUCUUCUCCCUCAGAUUCAGGCAUUACUUUCCACAUCUGGACAACCUCCAUCAUCCCCCUCCGCCUCGACUUCAAAAUCUACGUGCAGUGCAUCAACCGCAGCGAUCGCACGCGUCGCUUCGCCAUCGUUGUGCUGGAGCCGAAGAAACGCUCAAUGCAGAUCCAAGCCAGCUCCAGCACCGGGAAACACCACGACCUCGUCGCCAAGGUCUUUGACUCACCCUUGCAAGCGCAGCAACCGCCGGACGUCCUGGAUCUCAAUCCUGACGUGCGAAUUGGACCGGUGGCGCCGGGGGCAUCUUACGAGACGGAGUUGAAGUUCUGGGCCGCGACGACGGGUGUGCUGGACUUGGGCAUUCUACGCAUUGUGGAUCUGGAUACGAGGCAGACUGUCGACGUGCGAGAUUUGCCUGAUGUGGUGGUGCUGGAUCCUAGUGCCCCGUAG
Neohortaea acidophila is the source of this 1614-nucleotide messenger RNA. RefSeq names its product TRAPP trafficking subunit Trs65-domain-containing protein. Bases 1 to 1614 code for a protein of 537 amino acids. Gene Ontology annotation, biological process: intra-Golgi vesicle-mediated transport. Lineage: Eukaryota; Fungi; Ascomycota; Dothideomycetes; Mycosphaerellales; Teratosphaeriaceae. The record is from RefSeq and is a predicted model, not a curated record. Gene Ontology annotation, cellular component: TRAPPII protein complex; trans-Golgi network. The transcript is spliced from 2 exons.